UCCUUCGUUAUUGCAACGCAAAAGCAAGAUAUGGGUUUUCAAGACACAAGCAAAAUGUUCUUUUCACUCUGCUUCAGCUCCCGCAUCCGCCACCGCCAUUGCCGGAGGACAGAUGUCUGGCAUGUCAGGGCGAGCGUCAGCCACCACGAGAAUCCACAUAAUGGCCUUAGACGGCAUCGUUAAUGUCAACUCACUAUUCACAUUAGCUCUCUUCCUUGGCCUCACAUCAUAUCCUAUCACCUCCCUCUUGGACCCCACCUCCCCCUCGUAUGCCGCCUGCAUCGCCAGGACCGACAUCGCUGAGGGACUUGUCGCCUUCCACGUUUACUCCUUCAGCUCCUUCCUCUUCUCCAGCCUUAUUGCCUUAGCCCUCAAACAAGCCAUCAACAUCAAGACAAUGCACGCCAACAAUGGAAUUGAGGCGACGGUGGAAAGUGUCACCCUGGUCCACGUUAACGUCUCUGCUUUGCGGUUCGGGAUCCUGGCGUCUGCGAUCGGGUCCGUUGCCGGGUGCGGGUUCUUGAUGCUGGCUUUGGUGGACUUGGUGCAGAUCAAGUUGGGGACUUUAGCCUGUGGCAGUCUGCAUACUUUUGCUGCAGUUGGUCCUUUGGUGGUUUUGGUACCUUUGGCACUCGUUAUCUAUGUUUUACUUGUGCUUUUUGCUUUUUUCCAGUAAGUUUUGUUGAUAUGUGGUUAAUUGUUUGUAUGAUGAUGUGAACCAGUCGUUCAUAUUGCCAUUUGUUACUGUAUUGAAUUUCAUGGAUAAUGACAUAGGGAAAUUGCUAAGCAUUUCUAUUUCAAUCCCCCUAAACCCUAAAGCCUGGGCAUAUUUAGGUCUUUCAUAUUGGAAUGUAGGUGUCUGUUGAAUUAUAAUUUUAUGUAAAUACCAUGUUUAUCAAUAUAUGAUUUUGUAUUUUAGGUGUAUAAUGUGGUAGAUGACGGAGUAAUCAAUUGCUGGAAUUGAUGAUCUCAUGACUUGUUUGAUUUGUGCUUCUUCUAUUAUAUUUAUAUGGGUAUGAUUUGUGAAGUCAACAGAUUCCGUUGCUGCUCAAGCCGUGUUCUUUGACGAGGACAUUUUAAGCCAAAAGUUGCAAAGAGAAACUGUGAAAGGAAUUUAAGCAUAGGUUUGGCAUUGCAGAAAGCAAAUCAUUGGUCUUGGGAAUGACUGGAAGAUAAUGACUCUUAAGCAAAUGUCCAUGGAAAAUGGCAUGUUUUGCAAAAGUAUCACCAUCUUGAUAGCUGGGGGUGGUUCUUGGAGUGCUAGAUAUAGGAAUCUCAGGGCUUAUGUUGUUGUCCUGGGGUCACAGGACCAAGCUCCAAUGGCAAGACUCUACAGGACUAUCCUUUGGCUCCUUCUCAUCAUCAUCAUCCGAGCCUUGUCUGAAACAGUUUGGAGUCAGAAUAGUGAGAUAACAGGAGGCCUGACUAUAAAGAACGAGAUAAUUUUUAAGCAGCGGAACUUGUAAUCUAAUUUGUUGUGCAUUUACAGGGAAAAAACAAGUUGAUGGAUGGAAGUUUCUGACAUGCUGCUUUUUGUUGAGGAAAAUGUGAUAGAGCCAAGCUGCCCCAUUUCAAUCCUGAUUUCUAGAAAAUUGAAGGAUUUGGAGCAAGCUGUGCUGAUUUCCCCAUGGAUCUAUAUUAAGAAGGUAAAUUUUCUUACUUAUUUCCUAUUGCUGCACUCAUCUUCCCUGCCUUUUUAUCCCCCUGUUCUGUUUUUUUCUUUUGGGAUUUUGGGCUUCCACUAAAACGUAAAAAGUGAAGCACAGUAUGGCUUGAUCAUGAGAUCCUCGAAUAUGCUUUUAGUGGAUUACUUUGUUGGUUUCUUACCAUUGAAAGUUGCUUCUUUCUUUUCUGUUAGCUUUGGAGAAUAGUAUUAUUAUACUUCUACUUCAAUUUGGAGCUCUUAGAGUCUUCGUUACUUUGACUGGAUGAAUCUUAGCGAUGGAAUAAUUAAGUCAUAGUUUUUUGGUUGAUUGUAUCAAAUUGUGAAUCGUAUUAGCUGAGUAAUGCCAUGAGAUGUAGGUAAUGGAGCUUCAAAGUAGCAAAAAAAGCAAUAGACUAUGAACCAUUGACAGCCUUACGGCUUACAAAAGCAUAACAAAACAAUAUUUAAACGUUCUAUACAUUUUAAACCAGUUCAGAGUGGAAACUGUGGAGAAGUGUUGCACAACUCCUAGGUCAUAACUAAAGUACUUAUCAAAUAAGAUCAUAUCACACUGAUUUUCUGCUGGGAAGAGCCAUUACAGAUCCCCUGAAGCUAUAUGCUUGUUAGCUACUUAAUUAUAUUCUACAUCUUGUUACCCU
Molecule: messenger RNA, 2304 nt
Organism: Tripterygium wilfordii
Lineage: Eukaryota; Viridiplantae; Streptophyta; Magnoliopsida; Celastrales; Celastraceae
Exons: 2
Coding region: 113-676 (187 amino acids)
Source: RefSeq, a predicted model, not a curated record